AUGAUCCACCUUUCACAGCCUCAACAUGCGUUUACUCUUGUUUCCGAGAUGAAACAAUUCUUACUUGGAAAGGUUGGAAAGACCAAUGCUGUGAAUCUAGGUACUAAUGGACGAGAGGAGAUUGAAGAGUUUGAAUAUGUGUCUAAUAGUCAUCAUUUGGAAGGAAAAUCAUUUUCGGAAUUGGUUAAAAUUAUAUGUGAUCAUGUUUCAUUAUUUUCUGAUUCGGAUAUCAAGAGAUUGGUGAUUCCAUAUAUUAUUUUGUUUAAAAAGAAGAAGGGAACAAGCCUUGUAGAACGGUUUUGUUAUAUGGUGGAUUUUAUUUGUUCGCAUCGACAUUUUCCGAUUAUUAUUUCUAAUUUAUUAAUACCAUUGUUGAAUAAGAGGAGUUUUUAUGAAGGUUGUUUGAGAGACUGCUUUGAAUCAUCUAAAACAAGUGAUCAGCAUGGAAGAAGUAAUAUUGAACAUGAAUCAUUGGUGAAAGUGUUAACAACACUGCACGAAAAGGUCACGACAUUGUACUUUUCAAACCAUAGUGUAAAUACCGCACAAAAUACGAACAAUGAGGAUGCAAUGAAAAAUAGUGUGAUUGUAGAAUUACUCGAUCAGGCAUCUCAAGCAAGCAUUUACAGAGAGAAUGAAAUGAACAAGGAAAAUAUUUUUGCGCGUACUAAUUCCUCUCUCUGGAGACUUCCUUCUUUUUUCAACUCUGAGCAGUAUAUCAAACAUAUCAUAUACUCACUAGAUUUCACCGCUACGCAAAAAGAAAGCUUUAAGGAUGAGGAUGAUAACAAUGAGUCAUCUUUUCAUUCAUACAAUAUUACACUCUUGUCUGACGUGAUUACACAAUUCAACAAGAGAGGCUACAUGUCCAUUUAUUGUGACAUUCUUGUGGAUUGGUAUUGGAAGUCUCAUAACUGUCUAUCAUCAUUUUUCUCAUCAAUGGAACAGAAAAACAAUAUGCAUGCACUAAUUAAGGAAUUUUUGUUAAAAAUUCUUUCCACUGAAAUAUCGAAAGAAGAUUACGAACAUUUGGUUAAUUUUAUUUCCAAGAUGAUGACCUCUUCUAUUGUAUGGUAUGAUUGCAUGACAAAUUCGAUGAUUCUCAAGUAUGCAUUUGCUGAGUUAGUUGUCAAUAGACGUCGAUACAUUUUUGUGAAAUUAUUAAUGGAUGUCGCUUUGAAAACUGCUGAGAAUUGUAAAGAAAAACCUUUGACAGCAGUAACAGAUUUUAUUAGUGCCACAUGGAAGACUCACUUCUUCAUCAUGCAGUCCAAUGUUGAACAGCAGCUAUUUGUAUCGUAUUGCCUUGCUGGAUUAAUCUCAUUAAUGACCAAACAAGAAUUUGAAAAUUCAGAGACACUUCGGAAUUGCAUUGAAGGCAUACAACAACGAUUGCACUCCUCAAGCUCCCAUUUAAGAAUGAGUUGUUCUCUGAUUUCUCUUCAAAUGAGCAAGACAAUCAAUCCAAAGCAAAACCCAUUGGUACUUUUCGAUGAUUUGAAAGAUUGCCUCGAUGAAUUUCAUAAUCGUCUUUCUCAAUGCAUUUCUGCAAAUGCUACUUCUUCACUCAAAAAACAAACGUAUGGAGCGUCAUCAAUGGCAUAUGACAGCAUGGAUAUGCAGGACAACAACAAACAACAAAACAAAGUACCAUCCAAAAGAAAGGAAAAGAAAGCCUUCAAUCCCAAUGCAUUGCUCAUUGAUGAUGACGAGUCGUCAGAAGAUACCAACGAAGAUGACAAUGAAGAUGUUUCUGACACGUCCUCCGUCGAAUCAUUACAAUCUCUCGAAAUGUCUGAUGAUGAAGGAGGUAGAGGUGAUGAAAUGAAUCCAUACAAGCCAUACUAUGUGAGAGAUUUGAUUGAUUUUCUCUUUGCCAAUGAUCAGGACAAAGAUCAAAUGCUAAAAAUCGAAGCUGCCCUCAAGUAUGCAGUUCCUGUCAUUGAAAUAACAGAUCCAAAGAUACUUCAACUCAAUGCUGUUCAUCUAUGUACUGCUUUAUUGACCUGCAGUGAAACUCAUAUUCAGAACUACUUUAAGUAUCGAAUGGAUGCCAUGGUUUCAUUGUUGACAAAGAGUUGCAUGUCCAUUGUGGAUUUACAGCAUGACAAAAAAGAUCAAAGAUCCAUUGAUUUUGAAGAUGAGACACUGCUGCUGUACCUCACAAAUAAGUUUUGGUCGAACCAAGUCACUCAAGCUCAACGAAUUGACAUUUUGACAGUACUCGUUAAAACAGCCAUCAAUUUAUCCAACAAUUCUUCAUUGGUUAGUCCUCAGGAUCAAAUCCUUUCAUCACAACAGAAAAAGGAAGAACUCGAACAACAAUCCUCACAUCAACAAGAGCAGAGCAAGUCCUCUCUUGUUUCACCACAAUAUCCACCUAAUACUAAAAGAUGGGGAUCGGCUCUUAACCCUUCGAAAAGAAAACAAACCGAGACACGUCCCAAUUACUUUUUGCUUCACGCCAAUCGAUUUUACUACAUGCUCUUGAGAACCAAAUCAAGAGUUUCAGAGACUAUUCAUGUCAUGUUUGGGGAAGAUAAUUUGGUACUCUCAAAGAUUAUUCAUACAUUGGGGGUUUUCUUGUUUUGCUGUGGCACUAAUCCAGCGCCCUUAGUAUCUCAACAAUUAGGAAAAAAUACUUUGGAGUUUUUGUGGACCUUAAUUUUACAUUGCAAAGAUGUUUCCACAUCUAAUAAUCUAAGAUUGAGCGUACUAGGAACGUUGAAUACAGCUAUUUCAUGCUGUACAUCUAGCAUUUUGCUUGAGGAGUUACUUGUGGAUAUUCAUCAAGUAUUUGAUUGGCUCUUGAAUAUAUCUGAAAAUGAUAGCCAUUUAGAAUGCAGAGAAAUAGCCAAAAUGGUCUUAUCAACUCUGUCGUCUAAAAUCAAGAUUUAG
Messenger RNA from Naegleria fowleri, 2898 nucleotides. RefSeq lists its product as uncharacterized. Gene Ontology annotation, biological process: protein stabilization; telomere maintenance via telomerase. The transcript is spliced from 3 exons. Gene Ontology annotation, cellular component: cytosol. Gene Ontology annotation, molecular function: telomeric repeat DNA binding; Hsp90 protein binding. Lineage: Eukaryota; Heterolobosea; Eutetramitea; Acrasida; Naegleriidae. The record is from RefSeq and is a predicted model, not a curated record. The coding region runs from base 1 to 2898 and encodes 965 amino acids.